Cicer arietinum (chickpea) is the source of this 444-nucleotide messenger RNA. RefSeq lists its product as uncharacterized. The record is from RefSeq and is a predicted model, not a curated record. Lineage: Eukaryota; Viridiplantae; Streptophyta; Magnoliopsida; Fabales; Fabaceae.
AUGUGGGGACGUAACUCAGCCCCAACACCAACUAAGGUGAGAACGAAGAUGAUAAAGGAGAUGGAUGAACCAAGAGUAGAUGCCACCAUAUACAGACAAUUGAUAGACUCCCUAAGAUACCUUUGCAACACUAGACCUGAUCUUGCAUACAAUAUUGGAAUAGUUAGUGGGUUUAUGGAGGAGCCAAAUAGAAAAAGCACUCCAAGGAAACAAAAUGUUGUGGCAUUAUCAAGUUGUGAGACCGAGUAUAUAGCAACUACACAUGGAGCUAGCCAAGCACAAUGGAUGAACAUGUUGAUGAAAGAGCUGAGAAUACAAGAUAAACAAGUGACAAAGCUGAAAGUGAACAACAAAUUUGCAAUCCAUCUAGCAAAAGACCUGGUGGCUCAUGGGAGAAACAAACUUAGAGAUCAAGUAUCAUUUUUUGAAAGAUCAGGUCAAUAA